Euleptes europaea (tarantolino) is the source of this 2052-nucleotide messenger RNA. RefSeq names its product transmembrane protein 87A (gene TMEM87A). The transcript is spliced from 20 exons. Lineage: Eukaryota; Metazoa; Chordata; Lepidosauria; Squamata; Sphaerodactylidae. Gene Ontology annotation, cellular component: Golgi apparatus; Golgi cisterna membrane. Bases 1 to 1734 code for a protein of 577 amino acids. Gene Ontology annotation, biological process: retrograde transport, endosome to Golgi. The record is from RefSeq and is a predicted model, not a curated record.
AUGGCGCGGGGAGCCCCGGCGGCGCUCUAUGGGAUGCUGCGGCGGCCGCUCUGCUGGGGAGCCAGCCUGCUGGGCCUCCAGCUCCUGCUGGUGUGUCCGCCGGGCCCGGCCGGAGCCGGCCAGCUCUCCAAGUGGCGGCUGCCGGCGCCAGUGGGGAAGAAUUUGUUUAAUUUUGGAAAGAUUCUCUUCAACAACACUACCAUUUUCCUAAAGUUUGAUGGCAAUGAUACAGCAUGCGAUCCUUCUCAAAGUUACACCGUCCACUGGUACUUGGGAUAUUCUAAUUGCUAUAAUGAAGUCUUCGACUUUGGGGAUAAGCAGACAGAGAGAAAUUUUUCUGAAGAAAUUCGAGGUUGGUCAGGACACUAUGCUAAGUCUUCACUCUUCUUCCCGAACUGCUCCGAGCUCUUCAAACCACAGAUUUUCUAUAAAGAAUUUCUUCAUCCAGAAGACCUCCUGCAAGGAAAACCAGAGGAUAAAAGACAGAAUGGAACGAACCAAACUUCUAUAGCAGAUAUGCCAGCAAUGAAUGCUGUGAUGAAAACCUGGAAAGAUGGACCUUACAUUUUUAUUGUGCAAAUAGGAGUUUCACCCUCGAAAGAGGCCAGUGUCAAAGAAAAAAGAAUGACAAGUGAAGGGUUACCAAAAGUUAUGGCUACCUCUGAUCCACAAGAAACGCUUGUUACCAUGAUUGUGGAAGUCAAGGGGCCAUACGAGUACCUCUCUCUUGCAGAUUAUCCCCUUAUGAUUUUUUUCAUGGUGAUGUGUAUAGUAUAUGUGUUAUUUGGAGUUCUGUGGCUUGCCUGGUCAGCCUGCUACUGGCGAGACCUCCUGCGGAUCCAGUUCUGGAUUGGUGCAGUUAUUUUACUGGGAAUGUUGGAGAAAGCCGUUUUCUAUGCAGAAUUUCAGAAUAUCCGCUACAAAGGAGAAUCUGUCCAGGGGGCAGUGAUACUGGCUGAGCUGCUUUCGGCACUGAAACGUUCACUUGCUCGAACUCUUAUUAUCAUAGUGAGCCUGGGAUAUGGGAUAGUCAAACCUCGUCUUGGCGUAACCCUGCACAAAGUAGUUGUGGCUGGAGCCCUCUAUUUAUUAUUUUCUGGCAUGGAAGGUGUCCUUAGAGUCACAGGGGCACAGAAUGAUCUUGCCUCCUUGGCCUUUAUUCCACUGGCUUUCCUAGAUACUGCCCUCUGCUGGUGGAUAUUCAUCAGUUUGACUCAGACAAUGAAACUGCUAAAACUUCGGAGAAAUGUUGUGAAGCUUUCUCUCUACCGACAUUUCACCAACACUCUCAUCUUGGCAAUAGCAGCAUCUGUUGUUUUUAUCAUCUGGACCACCGUGAAAUUCAGGCUAGUAAAUUGUCAGUCGGAUUGGCAGGAGCUGUGGGUGGAUGAUGCCAUCUGGCGGCUUUUGUUUUCAAUGAUUCUUUUUGUCAUCAUGGUUCUUUGGAGGCCAUCAGCCAACAACCAGAGAUUUGCUUUUUCACCAUUGGCUGAGGAAGAUGAAGAUGAUGAACAGAAGGAGCCAAUGCUGAAAGAAAGCUUUGAAGGAAUGAAAAUGAGGAGUUCAAAACAAGAACUGAAUGGAAAUCCUAAAGUCCACAAAGCACAAGAAGAUGACUUGAAAUGGGUAGAAGAGAAUGUUCCUUCUUCAGUAACUGAUGUCGCUCUCCCGGUGCUUCUGGAUUCAGAUGAGGAAAGAAUGAUCACACAUUUUGAAAGAUCAAAAAUGGAGUGAGGGGAGGAAAUUGCAGGACAAGGCUUCCUGUGAUUGGAGAAAAGGGAGAAACUUCUGUCUCCCUUAGAAUGUUCCAGUGUUGCAUUCUUCUGAUGUGUUCUGCGGUCCUUCACCCCUGGAGUUGGACAUUGUUCUCAGAAAGAGAACAUUUUACUUGGGUCACUAUGGAAAGGAAUUACAAACGUGUUGGUAAACCUAGGAAAACAAUUGGAUUUGCAUUGUUACUGCAAGUUGGUUUUUUAAGCAAUUUAAAUGUCUUUUAUUACAGCACGUUCUGUUGUUUUUAAACGAUUUAAGUGAAACUAAAAAUUUUAACAA